AUGCUGAUCACGCUGUGCUACCUGUACCUGUGGGCGCGCUGGGGGCCGCGCUCGGCCGCGCUCGUCCGCAGCACCGUGCGGAGGCUGCACCGCUCCCGCUGCUCCUUCACCUUCUGCGCCCGCCAGCCGCACCCCGACGAGCGCGUCUGCCUCCGCGUCGGCGGCAAGGUGUUCUGCACCGGCGAGGCGCAGUUCCUUGAUGACUUAAACAGGUGGAGGGGGCUGCUGGUUUCUCCCUUUGCUCACGCUGAGAGGCUGCUGCCAGCAGAGCACAUUGCUUUUGUGACAGAAAGCAUUUCUGCUCACCCAGAGCACUUGCAGAAAGCACCUGACUCUUCCAAGGAGAUUGUCAAGUGGUCAGACUUUUGUUCACCCUUGGCCUAUAAACCUGGUGAACCUUUUAAGUUAAUUGCUGAAGCCAGUGUAGAUAAUUUCAGUAGCCUUGGAGUAGCCUUCCUGGAAGACAGGCUGCAGAUGGAGAACGGGAUGGUGCCACACAGGAUUGUUUCUGUCCAUUUAGAGGAGUCUGCUCUGAAGGAGCUGGCAAAGGAGGCACCGUCGGCGGAAGAGGAAAGCGCGGACAUGGAUGCAGUAACUCCUGCUGGGAAAUCAGGGUUAGGGCAAGCUGAGGAGGACAGAUCCCAGCUGGAAGAAGAAAGGGAAGAUGAGGAAACAGGAGGUGGGGAGCAGCACCACCUGCACCUUUCCAGCUGCCACGAGUGCCUGCAGCUGGAGAACAGCACCAUCGAGUCGGUGAAAUGCGCCUCUGCAGAGAGCAUCCCCGAGCUGCCCCGGGACUGCAGCAGCACAGGGCAGGAGGAGAAGGAGCACCAAUGCCUGCAGAAAGGAAUCAAAAGAAUCAACCUGGCUGGAAAACCCCCUAAUGUCCUGAUUUACCUGGGCUCUGAGGCUGCCAAAGGGAGGUUUGAGCAGGUGAAAGCAGUGCUGAGGGAGUGCAUCGAUGCUGAGAGCUACACCCUGUACCAGCUGCACCAGGAGCAGGUGCUCAGGGACCCCUGGGUGGAGAAUUCCCUGCUGCUGCUCAUUGCCACAGAGGAACCCAUCCCCGAGGGCAUCCACAGACAGUUCAUGAAAUUCCUGUCCAAAGGGGGGAAGAUUCUUGGGCUUUCUUCGUCCUUCACCUUUGGGGGCGUGCAGAUAAAGCACAAGAACAAACUGAGGAGGGCGGUGCACGAGCUGGUGGUGACUAAAAGGGACAGCACGGAGGUGAAGCUGAACCUGCUGCUCAGUGGCUGCGUUUUUGAGGAGGGGAUGAAGGGAGAUGGCAGCAGAGUGAAGGUGUUGAGUCGACUGAGCAGUGCUGCUGAGGACACGGUGAUUGUGCAGCUGAGCCAUGGGAGCAGUGGAGGAGAAGCCAUCCUUUCCCAGGCCCAUUUGGAGCUGGACAGCAACGCCAUGGAUGUGCAGACUGAGGAGGAUUUUAAUUUGCUCAAAAUGAGCAAUUCCAAGAGAUUUGAAGUUCUCAGGGAGAUCCUGACCUGCCUGGGGCUGAGCUGUGGAUCCAGUGAAAUCCCUGAGCUAACUCCCAUUUAUCUGCUCUCUCCUGAUGAGGAGAUCCAUCUUGCUUUCCUGAAAUGGCUGGAGGGGAGCGUGGAUGCCGAGGGGCUGAGGGCGUCCAGCAAGGUGUCCCUGAAGUUUGUUCCAUCCCUCGAGCCCAAGGUGGAGGUGACUCCGUCCCUGGUGCCCGUGAUCACGGACAUGGGGAGCUUCUCCUCUGAGCAUUUCAGCCUCCAGACCUAUCAGCAGCAUCUCCACACCAAGAAGCUGGGAAAGAUCCUUCUCUUCACUGAGGUGACCACGACAACCAUGAAUCUUCUGGAUGGGUUAAUGUUCGAGUUGCCUGAGGAGAUGGGUUUAAUAGCAGUGGCUGUUCGACAAACACAAGGGAAAGGUCGUGGUGGGAACGUUUGGCUCAGUCCCAUGGGCUGUGCCCUGUCCACUCUGCACCUCUCCAUCCCUCUACAUUCCAACCUGGGCCAGAGAAUUCCUUUCAUCCAGCACCUGGUGUCCUUGGCAGUGGUAGAGGCAGUCAGGUCCAUCCCAGGAUAUGAGGACAUUGAGCUGCGAGUGAAGUGGCCAAAUGAUAUUUACUACAGUGACCUGAUGAAGAUUGGUGGAGUUCUGGUAAACUCAACACUCAUUGAAACAACAUUUCAUAUUCUCAUUGGCUUUGGGUUUAAUGUGAAUAACAGCAACCCCACCAUCUGCAUCAAUGACCUCAUUGCAAAGUUUAACAGGGAAGAGGGGACAGAGCUGAAGCCUCUGAGUGCAGAUUGCCUCAUUGCAAGGACUGUGACUGUGCUGGAGAGGCUCGUUGAGGUGUUCCAGGAGAAGGGGCCCAAUGGAGUCCUUCCCCAGUACUACAAGUAUUGGGUACACAGCGGGCAGCAGGUGAGGCUGCGCAGCGAGGACGGCCCCGCCGCCUGGAUCGUGGGCAUCGACGACUACGGGUUCCUGCAGGUGCACCGGGAGGGCCGGGCCGUGGAGUCCGUGCACCCUGACGGCAACUCCUUCGACAUGCUGAGGAACCUCAUCGUCCCCAGGCACUGA
Messenger RNA from Agelaius phoeniceus (red-winged blackbird), 2571 nucleotides. It is a transcript of the gene HLCS, whose product is annotated as holocarboxylase synthetase. Gene Ontology annotation, cellular component: cytoplasm. The record is from RefSeq and is a predicted model, not a curated record. NCBI's taxonomy places the organism in Eukaryota, Metazoa, Chordata, Aves, Passeriformes, Icteridae. Gene Ontology annotation, molecular function: biotin--[biotin carboxyl-carrier protein] ligase activity. Gene Ontology annotation, biological process: protein modification process.